AUGAAACCUGCUUCUAAACUCCCAUGCCAGGUUAUUAUUGUGGGGGGUGGUGUAUCCGGCAUAGCAAUGGCUUGCCAGCUCAAGAACAUGCUCAAUUUGAACGAUUUCUGCAUCUACGAUCGUCAGAAGGGACUAGGAGGAACCUGGUUGGCGAAUACAUAUCCAGGAUGUGCUGUGGAUAUUCCAGGGCUUUGUUACAGCUUCUCCUUCGCCCCAAAUCCUGAUUUUACCCAAGUUUUCCCACCCCAAGCAGAAAUUCUUGAGUACUUAACUUCUGUGAUCGAGCGGUAUAGUGUGAACAAUCAUUUCACAGGAGGACAGGAAUGGGUUAGGGCCAUUUGGCGAGAAAAGACAAAGACAUGGCUUGCCGCUUUCCAAGACAUCACGACCGGAGAAUUUUUCACCCAAGAAUGCCAGAUUUUGAUUUCUGCAGUUGGCGGCCUUGUUAAUCCACAAGAAUUUAAAAUGCCCGGUGUUGAGCGUUUCCAAGGAGAAAUCAUACACACGGCCAGAUGGAAUCACGAUGUCGAUCUUACAAAUAAGAAAGUGGCAGUCAUCGGUAAUGGAGCAUCCGCUAUUCAGUUGGUUCCGGCUAUUUUCGAACAGGUAAAAUCUGUCACACAGUUUAUGAAGACUCCCCAUCAUAUUGUCCACGGAUCCAAUUAUAGCAUUUCUCCUGAGUGGAGAGAUAUAUUCCGACAAAUUCCCAUACUGCUCUAUCUAAUUCGCCUCAGUCUUUUCCUUUACAUGGAACUGACGUGGUUGGUAUUCCAAAACAAUCAGCUUGGGAGGGUGACGCGUGCUUCUAUCGAGAAACAGAGCCGGCAAUAUGUUCAAGAAACAGCACCAGAACAUUAUUGGAACUUGUUGAUUCCAACUUAUAAAUUUGGUUGCAAAAGAAGAGUCUUCGAUCGUGGAUACCUUAACAUCCUCAAGUCGAAUAAGAUUCGGCUAACCAACAAUUCAAUUGCGGAAAUUACUACGGAUGCCAUAUUAACAAAUUGUGGAGAGAAAAUAUAUGUUGACGCAAUUCUUUUAGCCAAUGGCUUUUCCCUCACGCAUUACAAUGUCGAGCUGAGAGGUCGAAAUGGCAAAGCACGGGAGCAGCAUUGGAAAGAGCAUGGUCACAAGGUCACUUUCAAAUCGAUUGCGAUGCACGAGUUUCCAAAUUUCUUUUAUAUUCUCGGGCCUAAUUCUGGUCGGCUGUAUACGUCAGCUGUUGAUAUCAUCGAAAGGUAUGUUUUUCUAUCAAAGCUAUAUAUAGCUUUCAGCUCCAGGAUACUGAUUACGAGGGAAUAG
Penicillium taxi is the source of this 1299-nucleotide messenger RNA. Its product is annotated as flavin-containing monooxygenase. The coding region runs from base 1 to 1299 and encodes 432 amino acids. The record is from RefSeq and is a predicted model, not a curated record. NCBI's taxonomy places the organism in Eukaryota, Fungi, Ascomycota, Eurotiomycetes, Eurotiales, Aspergillaceae. The transcript is spliced from 7 exons.